CUCACCUGAAUUUUCAUUCCCAAACCGUCGCAGCGCCGACCUGUUUUGAGUCCUCUAAUCCUGUGGUCAUCAAUGAAGGAGGAAACGAAUUUCUUAAAGAAAAAUUUAAUUCAACUCCUGCCGACUUCCCCGGAGUUCUGAGGCGCUCACUGCAUUCCGUAGCCGCUUUUUGUUUUUAAGUCUGACCUGACCCGCAUGGUGGGCAGCACAGGAAUUAGCCCUGCCACGUCGCAUUCCCACGGACAAGGGGCUCGAUUGUCCAUCAACUUCGACUAGGUGGCACCCUUUUGUGUGUCCUAACAGGGAUGUCUCACACCGGAGGAGUCAACUCGGCGGCACAUGAGGACCGGGAGUCCAGUGGAUGUUACCUGAAAAUGAAGCGUCCGUCCCUUCGUAUGGUGGAUGGAGUGCCAAUGGCCUCGACCUUCCUUGAAACAACUGGAAAGAUUCAAAACUUCCAGGCCAAGCCGGACGAUGUUCUGAUUGUUUCCUACCCCAAAGCAGGUACAAUGUGGAUGAUUGAAAUCGUGGACUGCAUUCGCAGAGGAGGAGUCACCAAAGAAAUUCAAACGCUGCCCAACUUAAGACGAGCUCCAUUCCUGGAGAUUGCAGCUUCAGAACUUUUACCCUCAGGUGUGGACCUCCUGGAAGCCAUGCCAUCACCUCGACUGGUGAAAAGUCAUUUGCCAGUGAAGAUGCUACCCCGGUCCUUUUGGGACAACAACUGCAAGAUUGUCUACGUUGCCAGGAAUGCCAAGGACAUCCUCGUUUCCUACUAUUUUUUUCAUAAGAGUCGUGUUGCAGCUCCAGAUCCGGGAACCUGGGAAGAAUUUUUUGAGAACUACUUGUCUGGAAAUGUGGGUUUUGGCUCCUGGUUUGAUCAUGUGACCACCUGGUGGGACAUCAGGGAGAAACACCCCAUCCUAUAUGUGUUUUACGAGGAUAUUAUACAGGAUCCCGUGCGGGAGGUGCAGAGGGUGGCCCGUUUCCUGGGUAAGACGCUGGAGAAAGAUGUCAUCAGUGAGAUAGUGGAGCACACCUCCUUUAAUAAGAUGAAGGACAACCCCAUGACUAACCACUCCACGAUGCCGCCUUCUAUGAUGAACCUGCAGAUCUCGAGAUUCAUGAGGAAAGGAAAAGUCGGCGACUGGAAGAACCACCUGACUGUGGCCCAGAAUGAGAGGUUUGAGGAGGAGUACAAACGGCGCAUGGCUAAGACCUCACUGCACCUCAGAGACGAACUCUGAACCUUGGGGUGGGAGCAGAAGAGGUCAGCAGAUGGUCCGGACUGGACUGGACUGGACUGUAGCUGUGGGUUCAACCCCUCGGUCCCUCCAUUGUAAUCGAAUGCUAGCAAUAAAGUGAUUCUGAAUCUUAAUGGGAGUUGCAGGGCACAAUGUGAGAGGCAUGGGUUCAAGGCAGCGGCCAACCCUGCACAGUCCAGGCCUGCUGACCAACCAAACAUUUCAAUUUCAAGUCAAUUCAGCGCAAUUUAUUCUUAUUUGAUGAUCUUCAUAAAGACGGACGCAGAGUCCCUGGGCUGCAAAUAACAAAUUCAUAAAAAGAGAGAAAUAACGCCGGGCAAUGCAAGAUAAAUACACAGAAAUAAUACAAAUGAAACAGUCAUCAAGUGAUACUCACAAUGCUGAGGGGUGAUCAUCCACUCAUUUCUGGGGGUCUCAGAAUUGUGCUGUUGGACAAUGGAGGGGGAUAAUAAAGACAAUGGCUGGGGGGGUGUGUGUGUGGAAAACAUUGCGAAAGGCGACUUGCAGCAGGAGGAAGACGAGGGCACUGAUACUUAGCUGUGUUCACAUCCUUCUAUUAUGGGGUAUUUGCUGUAAAGUCACCCCUGCCUGGUACCUGGCAUGGGCCAAUCAUAAACAAGCCAGGUGUCACCUGAUUGCUGCCAACCAAUCAUAAUGUUUAACCGUUGUAGCCGAUGCGAGCCAUUGUAAGUCUUCUGUUAAACUGUCACAUUCCCUUUGGCACAAGUAAAAGACCUGACUGUCCA
Erpetoichthys calabaricus (reedfish) is the source of this 2011-nucleotide messenger RNA. Its product is annotated as sulfotransferase 1C2-like. The record is from RefSeq and is a predicted model, not a curated record. Gene Ontology annotation, cellular component: cytoplasm. NCBI's taxonomy places the organism in Eukaryota, Metazoa, Chordata, Cladistia, Polypteriformes, Polypteridae. The coding region runs from base 306 to 1247 and encodes 313 amino acids. The transcript has 8 exons. Gene Ontology annotation, biological process: sulfation. Gene Ontology annotation, molecular function: sulfotransferase activity.